CAGGCUCGGGCCAACGCUCGAUCCCGUCCCGUCGGCUGCCAGGUGAAGCGAGGCGGGCUCCGGCGGCGGCGCUGAAGAUGGCCGGGAAGCUGGCGCCCCCGGGGGAGCUGUUCCUGCGCAAGGGCCGCGAGUCGGUCUCCUCGCUCGAGGUGGACCGGCUGGCUCCCGGCGAGGCGACCGGCGAGGAGUCCUCGGACAGCGAAGGCGAGCAGGAGGGCGGCUCCCACAAGCUCAUCCGCAAAGUCUCCACCUCGGGCCAGAUGAGGACCAAGAGGAACACCUGUGAAUUGCAAGAGAUUCAGGUGGUAUUUUUCAGGAAUGAUCCAUUUAGACGCUGGACUGUUCCUACUUGUGGAUUUGCUGUGCAGAAUCUGAACAGCAGUGGCAGCCGAGGAGCUGGGCGUUGGUGGGUGCCAGUGUGGGGUUUGGGCUGGACGACCACCAGAGUGUUUUCCUGUCUGGAUGGCAGUGCAGCUUGCCUGCAAGUGGACAGAUGA
Rhineura floridana is the source of this 497-nucleotide messenger RNA. Its product is annotated as diacylglycerol kinase eta-like. Bases 78 to 497 code for a protein of 139 amino acids. The record is from RefSeq and is a predicted model, not a curated record. The transcript is spliced from 4 exons. NCBI's taxonomy places the organism in Eukaryota, Metazoa, Chordata, Lepidosauria, Squamata, Rhineuridae.